AUUAUUUAAUUCGUUAUUACGGAUUAUUCUCACACGUGAUCGAGCACGUGAUCAGGGGCCUAUUAUAGCGCCACUAGGUGGCGCUAUCUUUGCAUACAACGUUUGCUUUUAAGUUUUAACCGGCACCGUGCUGAACCCCCUCCCGUUUUUCAAGACAAACCGCUACGUGACCGUUGAAGAAGGUAUUGUUAAGAAGAAACAAAAUGGCAACUCCCAACCUUUAUGAAUUCUUGGAGUCACGAGGAGUGGGACCUGAUAUCAUAGACAGAAUGAAGACAGAAAAGAUUGAUGCAGCUGUUGUUGUUAUGAUGGAAGACACUGCAUUGGCAGACUUCAUCCCGUUACUAGGAGACCGAAUCGCAGUGCGGAGUUUCUGUACUAAACCCCCACAAGCGCCCACUGAUAAGCACCCAAGGAAACAAGCACUGUUGCAGAAACUGCGGAAAAAGUUGAGACUUAGAAGAAAUGAAGGAGAAUCUGGCAGUGAUGAAAAUGAAGAGAGUUCAUCAGGAGCUAGCUCUAGCCACAGCUGCAAGUCAUCUCUGCUGAAAGGCAACAGAAAUGCCACAAGUGACAAGAGAAAGAUAGACAUUGGCUGGCUGGACUUUGACUGUACAUCACAAACCUACAAACAAGUUCGGAAACAGAAAGGUGGGGGUACAAGACAGCUAUCUGUGCUGAAAACGACCGGGCGGGCUGAGUUAUUGGAUCUUGCUCAAGGUUUGUUUUUUAAAGAUGGAGUGUCAUCUAAAGGUGACCAGUCCAAUUAUGAAUUUGAUAUUUGCGACUUUCGGCAGAAAUCAAUGUGUGAUGAAUUCACAGUCGGCCAGCUGUAUGAAGAAUCCAAAAUGCCAAUUUUGAGGUUUUACCUAAGGACAAAAGAAAAGAUCGAACCCCUUGAAAGUGCAAAUGAAAACUCCAACCAUAACAAAAAAAAGGCAAUUAUCAUUGAGUCGUCUGACUCAGGCGAAGAGCAAGCCAUGCCCUUGCCUUUUGAGAAUGUAGGUAAUGAAGUUGAAAUUGGACAGGAAUGUUCAAGCCCAACUUCUCAAUUUGACAAUGAAGCUCCUCGCUCACCCAGUCCUCCCCCAGACACUCCUACAAUCACAUUUGGACCAACACAUACCCCAGAUACUCAGAAUCAGCUAGAUGAUACUAUCCCCUUGCCACAAACAGAGGUUCUUCUGAUCAGAAGGGGAGCAGUUGUGCGAGACAUGAUCAACUCAUUUUCGAAUCCUGGUAUUAUGGAUGCAAACAUUUCUGUGCAUAUGAUACUUCCUAGUGGGCAGAUGGAGGCGGGCCUGGGUAGUGGGGUUUACAAGGAUGCAGUCACUCAAUUCUGGCAGGAAUUUUACGAAGAGAUGACCACCGGGGACACUUACAAAGUACCUGUGAUUAGGCAUGACUUUGGGGAGAGAGAGUGGGAAGCUGUUGCAAGAAUACUUGUUAAGGGAUGGGUUGAUCUUAGGUAUUUUCCCAUUUCACUGUCCCCAGUAUUCAUGGAAACAGCACUGUUUGGAUCUAGUCAUGCUGACACAAAAUCAGCAUUCCUGCAGUACAUUCCUGAGAGUGAGAGAAACAUCUUGGAAGCUGCACUGCAGGAAUUCCCCUCUGACAAUGAGGAACUUGUUGAAAUAUUGGGGGAAUAUGACUGCAAGAAAUUGCCAUCAGAAACCAACCUUUCCCACAUCAUUUCUGAAAUGGGGCACAAAGAGAUCAUUCAGAAGCCAAGAUUCAUAGCUGAUUGCAUGCAGCCAGUGCUGAAAUCACUUCAUGGUAGCCUGACCAAAUCUGAAUUUCUCAAUCUCUAUGAGGAAAUGCAGCCUUCACCCAAGAAGGUUAUUGCUAUGUUGCAGUUUCCUCCAGAAUGUACAGCAAAUGAACAAACUGUUGGAACAUAUCUCAAGAGAUAUGUGAGAUCCCUUAACGAGCACAUGCUGAAGAGAUUUUUGCGGUUUUGUACAGGGUCCGAUGUCCUUUCAGUGAAUGUCAUCAACGUGAUAUUUACUCAGCUGACCGGUUUUGAAAGAAGGCCAAUUGGUCAUACAUGCGGAAAUGUGUUGGAGGUGCCCUCAACAUACAAAAGUUUUGUUGAUUUGCGACAUGAAUUUAAUGAAAUCUUACAAAGUGGAGUGUGGGUGAUGGAUGUUAUCUAGAUUGCCAAGCUUACCUAUCAAGGACGUUACAAGAAAGAUGGCAUUUUUUUACUUGUUUAUUUUUAUACAGCAUUUAAAUAAUAUAUAUUUGUCAUGUAGACUGUAUGUUGAUAAAGAGACUACUAUUUUUCACACAGUGUUCAAGUUUGUGCAUGCUUGUAAUAGUUGCUUAUUGUUCAUGUUACAUGUAUAACCUAAAAUGUAUAAAGGGCUGAUUUAAUUUGCACCCAUAGGAAGUUUCAUAUUUCCUUCUUUGUUUCUGUUGCACACACAAAAGCAAUGAUCUCAGAUGAACAGCUCAGUUAAGGAGCAGUCUUAUUUUGAAUGCAUGGGUGGGAAAAACCGAACACGUGUGAGCAUGAUUACAAAUAAGUGAUAAAUGGAUUGAAUUUCAUCUUGACAAUCUGAAAUUCUUACCAUUACAAAUCUGUGAUUUAAAAAAUGUCUUUCAAUUGGACGAUCUCAAAAUUCCCACAAAUGGAAAUGUCUUCUUUUAAAGACUUUCUUUUUGCCAUUAACCUGUAUCUACCUACUGGUGCUUUGUUAACUACAUGCAUCACAUACAAUUAGGAAAGGGAGACCACCCUCUUUCUAGCCCCAAAUAGUGAUUUUCGUUUUUGGAAAAUGUCUUAAUGACUCUAAUUGUAUGCUAAUCAACAGAUAACCAGAUAACUAUUGGCAUUCAAACUAUUUAGGUCCAUGUGAAAAGAGGAAAGUAUGUAAGCCUAUAUGUGCUAUUGAUAAUCUUUGUUUUUCCAAAUUUGUGUGGUGUUAAUUAAAAAAAGUGUUACUACAUGUUUUUUAUAUAUAUAUAAAAGCAAACAUACUUAUUUCCACUUAAUUUGAUUUUAAAAUUUUACGGCAUGAUUAGCAAAGUUUGGAUGACCAAAUCUGUGUUUUUUUGUAAAUCACACUUUUAAUCAUCACAUUAGCUCAACCAAGGGUGUGCCUAUUUAUGUUUUUGUCAUCGAACAAACUUGUUUGUAAAAAAAUAGGCAAUAUUAAAGGUUUGCAUUUCAAUCUAAAAUUACAAUAAGCUCCAUAUCUUACAUAGACAAUGUUGGUUUUACAAGAGACCUUUCAGCCCAAUUUAUGACUUUGUAACGUAAAUGGUGUGGUAUAAUUUAAUGCCAAACUUUUUGAAGUACCAUUCAUUACAAUCAGGUUGCAUAAGUUUAAACCAUCUUUUAUAGGAGAUUCACAAAAGGGCAGUGUAAUUAAAUUCUCCAAGACUUUUGUAUACAAAUCAUGAUUCAUAAUUGGUGCAGUAAUGUGCAAAUGAUGUACAAUGAUGUGUUCAAAUCUCGUUUAUUUCUCCAUCAUAAACAAAAUGCAGAAAUAUAAUUAGAUAAUCUCCAAGAUGUUUACUCAAUUUUUAAGGAUUAAAAGGAAAAUUGCCAAAAAAAAACUUUCAUAAAAUUGAGCUUGAAUUGGAUUAUUAUAACUGUUGACAAAUAUUAUGCAUAAAAAAUGAAACACUUAAAUACAACAAGAUUAAAAUCAUAGUUCUUAUUAAUAACAGCUGCCAAUUUGUUGGACAACCUCAUAGCUGGUACACUUUAAAAAUGACCCUUGUUGAUUUAGUACGAAAUGAAACGGACUUUGAAAGUAAGAUUGCUCACAUUUUUAGUUUAAUGGCCCAUGUAUUAUGAUUAAAAAUUAUUUUUUAUCUGCAUGUCAAAUUACAUGUAUGUUGAUCAAAAUCCUGAGAAUUGUGUUAAAUUUUCCAGUUAUACCUCCUAAUGUUUCAAAGUGUUGCAUGUUAACAAUAAAGAGCGUUAUCUUGAGUA
Molecule: messenger RNA, 3946 nt
Organism: Patiria miniata (bat star)
Lineage: Eukaryota; Metazoa; Echinodermata; Asteroidea; Valvatida; Asterinidae
Exons: 3
Coding region: 204-2156 (650 amino acids)
Molecular function (GO): ubiquitin-protein transferase activity
Source: RefSeq, a predicted model, not a curated record